Molecule: messenger RNA, 1878 nt
Organism: Atta colombica
Lineage: Eukaryota; Metazoa; Arthropoda; Insecta; Hymenoptera; Formicidae
Gene: nAChRalpha4
Product: acetylcholine receptor subunit alpha-like
Exons: 12
Coding region: 331-1878 (515 amino acids)
Biological process (GO): chemical synaptic transmission; regulation of membrane potential; signal transduction
Cellular component (GO): neuron projection; synapse; postsynaptic membrane
Molecular function (GO): transmembrane signaling receptor activity; acetylcholine-gated monoatomic cation-selective channel activity
Source: RefSeq, a predicted model, not a curated record
AGUCGUGGGUGCAGUGCGUGCGAGUGUGCAGCGAUUUCGAGAGCUGCUGCGAAAGACCGGCGUGGCUUGGAGUGCGCACAAAGUUAGAUCAGUGUCAUUCCCAUUCAUCUCUUUGUCAUCAUUAUCAUCCUCGGCGGGCACCGCUUGGGAGCAACGGUACUUGGAAUUUCCUGUUCUCGACCGAAAUCAUCGGGUUUGUCGGGUGCCUCAACGCUACGUGGUUCCUGGUAGGCGUGCUGCAUUUCUCUUGAGAAGAUACGUGGUUUGCGCGACCGAAAGAGGAUAUAAAGGGACUGGGCAGGUCGUUCACAGUGGAGAAAUUGGGGAAUCAUGAUGUCCCCCAUAAUCGGGGAAACGUUGCGCAUAUGGUUUCUUUCGGCGCUAGUCGUUCACGGAGCCGUUGCCGGGAAUCCGGACGCGAAACGCCUCUACGACGAUCUACUAUCCAACUACAACAAACUCGUGCGCCCCGUGGUGAACACCUCGGAUGUGCUACGCGUAUGCAUCAAGCUUAAACUCUCGCAACUCAUCGAUGUGAACUUGAAGAAUCAAAUUAUGACGACGAACUUGUGGGUUGAACAGUCAUGGUACGACUACAAACUGCGAUGGGAGCCGAAGGAGUACGGUGGAGUUCACAUGUUGCACGUGCCGUCCGAUCACAUAUGGCGGCCUGACAUAGUACUUUACAACAACGCGGACGGCAACUUCGAGGUGACCUUGGCCACGAAGGCCACAAUCUACAGUCAAGGAUUGGUCGAGUGGAAGCCGCCGGCCAUAUAUAAGUCAUCCUGCGAGAUCGACGUGGAAUACUUCCCAUUCGACGAGCAGACCUGUGUCCUCAAGUUCGGUUCGUGGACCUAUGACGGCUUUAAGGUCGACCUAAGACACAUGGACGAAAAAUUGGGGAGCAAUGUAGUGGACGUAGGAGUUGACCUGUCCGAAUUCUACAUGUCGGUAGAAUGGGAUAUUUUAGAAGUUCCUGCAGUUCGGAACGAGAAGUUUUACACUUGCUGUGACGAGCCUUACUUGGACAUCACGUUCAACAUCACGAUGAGGAGGAAAACCCUCUUUUACACAGUGAACAUUAUCAUCCCCUGCAUGGGGAUAUCGUUUCUCACCGUUCUCACGUUUUAUCUACCUAGCGACAGCGGUGAAAAGGUAACGCUUUCCAUCUCGAUUCUCAUCAGUCUGCACGUGUUCUUUCUACUGGUCGUUGAGAUCAUCCCACCGACUUCGCUAGUUGUACCACUGCUUGGAAAGUACCUGAUAUUUGCCAUGAUACUCGUCUCGAUAAGUAUAUGCGUUACCGUCGUUGUUCUCAACGUUCAUUUCCGUUCACCACAAACGCACAAAAUGGCACCUUGGGUGAAAAGAGUUUUCAUACACAUUCUUCCACGACUACUAGUCAUGAGAAGGCCUCAAUAUAAAUUUGAAACUAGCAGGUUAACCUCAUAUGGACCAUUUGGAGGCAGUUGCUUGAUUCAUGGCCCUCCGUUACCACCGUUACACACCGAGUGCGAAGAUCUCUCGGUCUCCGGAGACGCAGGCAUAGAGGAAGUCAAGAGUCCCGCGCUGCGCAGCCCACCCGUCUUCUCGCACUCCCGUUGUCCACCGGAGGUGCAUAGAUCCUGCAUCUGCGUGCGCUUCAUUGCGGAGCAUACCAAAAUGUUGGAAGACUCGACUAAGGUAAAAGAGGAUUGGAAGUAUGUGGCGAUGGUGCUAGAUCGCCUGUUCCUCUGGAUCUUCACUCUGGCGGUUUUGGUUGGUACUGCAGGCAUCAUUCUACAAGCACCGACUCUUUAUGACGAUCGAGUACCUAUCGACAAGAAAUUUAGCGAAUUCGCUACCACAACGGUGGUAAAAUGUCCGCCCCAGUAG